This is a messenger RNA of Penicillium vulpinum, 3060 nucleotides long. RefSeq names its product Hsp70 family protein. The record is from RefSeq and is a predicted model, not a curated record. NCBI's taxonomy places the organism in Eukaryota, Fungi, Ascomycota, Eurotiomycetes, Eurotiales, Aspergillaceae. Gene Ontology annotation, cellular component: endoplasmic reticulum chaperone complex. Gene Ontology annotation, biological process: endoplasmic reticulum unfolded protein response; negative regulation of hypoxia-induced intrinsic apoptotic signaling pathway; cellular response to hypoxia. Gene Ontology annotation, molecular function: ATP binding; ATP-dependent protein folding chaperone. The transcript has a single exon. The coding region runs from base 1 to 3060 and encodes 1019 amino acids.
AUGGCGUCCUUAAAUCGCCGGCAAUUAUCCAGCUCGUCAAUGCUAUCCCUCGUGAUCCUCCCAUUCCUCGUAUUCCUCCUCAGCUUCGCUGGGCCAGCUUCUGCCGCCGGAUCGGCCGUCCUGGGUAUCGAUAUCGGCACGGAAUAUUUCAAGGCUGCUCUCGUGAAACCCGGCAUUCCCCUCGAGAUCGUCCUGACCAAAGAUUCUAAGCGCAAGGAGUCCGCUGCUAUCGCUUUCAAGCCUACAAGAGAGAGCGAUGCGCCUUUCCCCGAACGGUUCUAUGGUGGUGAUGCGCUCGCCCUCGCGGCUCGGUACCCGGAUGAUAUUUACAUCAACUUGAAGACUCUAUUGGGGGUUCAAUUCAACGAUGGACAGGAGGAGGCGGUCAAGAGCUAUUGGAGCCGGUUUCCUGCGUUGCAAUUAGAGACCGCCCCCGAUGGUCGUGGCUCUGUUGCUUUCCGUAGCAACCGGCUAGGAGAGGCACAGAAGAAGGAGGCAUUCUUGGUCGAGGAGAUUCUGGCAAUGCAGUUGAAGCAGAUCAAGGCUAAUGCUGAUGCGUUGGCUGGAAAGGGAUCCGAUGUUCGUGAUGUCGUCAUUACAUACCCUGUGUUCUACACCGCGGAGGAAAAGCGCAGCCUCGAGUUGGCGGCUGAGCUGGCGGGUCUGAAAAUCCAGGCUCUUGUCAGUGAUGGGUUGGCUGUCGGUUUGAACUACGCCACCAGCCGUACUUUCCCCAGCGUUUCUGAUGGCGAGAAGCCCGAAUACCACAUCGUGUAUGACAUGGGUGCUGGAUCUACCACCGCGAGUGUUUUGCGGUUCCAGAGCCGCAAGGUUAAGGAUAUCGGCAAGUUCAACAAGACUAUCCAGGAAGUUCACGUUGUUGGAUCUGGUUGGGACAAGUCACUUGGAGGCGACUCCCUGAACGACCUUAUUGUGAACGACAUGGUCACCCACUUGGUUGAGGACAAGAAGCUCAAGGGUAGAGUUACCACAGCUGAAAUCAAGGCACACGGAAAGACUAUGUCCAGACUCUGGAAGGAUUCGGAGAAGCUCCGACAGGUUCUGAGCGCUAACACCGAGACUUCGACAAGCUUUGAGGGACUGUACGAAGAUGAUGUCAACUUCAAGUACAAGCUGAGCCGCGCCAACUUUGAGAAGAUGGCUGCUGAGUAUGUCGCCCGCAUUGGGACACCGGUUGAGCAGGCUUUGACCGCAGCCGGCCUUCAAUUGAGCAAUAUCGAAUCUAUCGUGCUUCACGGUGGAGCCAUACGCACCCCGUUUGUCCAGAAGCAGUUGGAGAAUUUUGCCGGCUCUGCUAAGAAGAUCAGAACUAACGUCAACGCUGAUGAGGCGGCUGUGUUUGGUGCUGCCUUCAAAGGAGCUGCCCUGAGCCCUAGUUUCCGUGUUAAGGAUAUCCGCACUGGGGAUGCCGCUUCGUAUCCCAUCUCCUUGAAGUGGAACUCAGACGGGAAGCAAAGAAACCAAAAGCUGUUUACCGCCACCUCCCAGGUUGGUCCCGAGAAGCAAGUCACUGUGAAAAACCUGGAGGAUUUCGAAUUCAGCUUCGCCCAGCAGGUUACCCAGGAUAAAGAACAGCCUAUCCUCAGUGUCCAGACCCUGAACCUUACUGCGUCUGUUUCCAAGCUCAAGGAUACCUUUGGCUGCACCACUGCAAACAUUACCACGAAGUUCACGAUCCGUCUUAGCCCCGUGGACGGUCUUCCUGAAGUUGUGGCUGGAACCGUUAGCUGCGAGGUGGAAGCCGAGAAGAAGGGAAUUGUCGAAGAUGUCAAGGGCUUCUUCGGCCUUGGCAAGAAGGAGGAGCAGGAGCCCCUCGGCGAAGAUGGCGAACCACGUGAAUCGAUCACCCUCGAGCCCGAGACGGAGUCCUCCACUACAUCCUCCGGCAGCUCCAAGAGCACCACCACAUCCACCAAGAAUGCCAAGAAGGACUCAAAGAAAGACUCAAAGAAGGAUGCAAAGAAGGAUGCAAAGGCCACCCCGCAGGUCAAGCUUGAAGUCAUCCCGAUCAGCUUGAAGUCCGUGGCGCUUGGAACUCCGGCCCCAUCAGUCGCAGAGCUCAGUCGCAUUAACGGCCGCCUUCUUGCUUUCGACAAUUCCGACCGUGAGCGCAUCCUGCGCGAGGAGGCUCUCAAUGAAUUGGAAUCCUUCAUCUACCGUAGCCGAGACCUCGCCGAUAACGAGGAGUUCGUCAAGGCAGUCAAGCCGGAUCAGGUGACUGUUCUCUCUGAGAAAGUCUCCAAGGCCAGCGACUGGCUGUACGAAGAGAGCGACAAUGCGAAGACCGCCGAUUUCCAGUCGAAACUCAAGGAGCUGAAGAGCAUUGUUAACCCUGCACUGAAGCGGAUGAAGGAGAGCGCUACCCGUCCAGCACGCGUGCAGUUGCUCAAGGAGAUGCUUACCAACGCCGAGUCCAUGAAGGAAUUGAUCAAGAGCCAGAUCGACAACGACGAGCAGAUCUACUCGUCUUCCCUCUCAGCCUCAAGCGCCUCCUCCACCUCUACCUCCACUGAGACCAGCUCAGAGACCAGCUCAGAGACCCCAGCCGCUUCUGACGAGAGUCUUAAUGAUAUUGAUGAGGACCCAUACUCGUCUUCUUCUUCAUCAUCUUCUACCACAUCUACCACAUCUACCAAGAGUGCUGCUACGGCCAAGCCCACAGGCCCCAAGUACUCCCUCUUCACUCCUGCCGAUCUCACAGCCAUCACCCAGGCCUACGAGUCUACUAAGCCCUGGCUCGAUACCCAGCUCAGUUUGCAAGAGAAGCUUACUGAGUCUGAUGAUCCGGCUUUGACUGUUGUGGAGGUCGACUCGCGGCUGCGCGAGUUCGAGCGCAUCCUUAACCGCAUGUACGAGAGGAUGACUUCAGCCGCUGGCCAGCAGAAGAAGAGCGGCAGCAGCAGCAACGGCAAGAAGGCAACAAAGGAAAAGAAGAAGUCCGAGGCCGAGAAGAGCAAGGCCAAGGACAAGGAUCAGUCCAAGGAUCAACCGAAGGAUCAGCCCAAGGAGAAGGAGGAUCUUCCCAAAGAUGAGCUGUAA